GCUCAAAUUCGUGAUUAAUCCGAGUCCACAAGACCUGAUUGGCAACCUUUGUAUUGCCAUUUGCCACUCUGUAGCCAUUUUUCUCUUAGGAUUCAAGUUCUCCCAGUAAAAAGGAUCUAAAAAAGUUGAUGUUUUUCUGAAUAAAUCAGCAAAAUUUAAGGAUGGAAAAUGGGUUUACUGCAGAAGAUCUGUCGAAGAUCGGAGGUAUUGCUACCGUAUCACUGCUUCAUUCCUUCAUCCCAACUCAUUGGUUGCCAUUUUCCAUUGUGGGUCGUGCUCAAAAAUGGACUCUUUCAAGAACCCUUUUCGUCACUGCAUUUGGAGCAGUAUUGCACGUGUUAUCCACCUCACUUCUUGGCAUAACGGCAAUAACGAUAUCAAACACAAUUGCUGGGGAGGAAACAGUGCACAAACUGGCUUCCUUACUGCUUGUAGUUCUUGGUGGUAGCUAUGUCAUCUUACAUCUCUUUGGAAAGGGUGGUCAUAGCCAUUCACACAAUCAACCAAUGGAGAAGAUGGCUGUGGCAGGGCUUAUACUUGUCCCUGCUCUGUCUCCUUGCGCAACCACUCUCCCUGUAUUUCUUGCUGUUGGAAAUUCGUCCUCCAUGAUGGUGCUUGCCAUCAUAGUUUUACUUUUCAGCACGAUUACUGUUAUGACCUCAUUGGUGGCUCUAUCAUUUUAUGGUGCAAGUCAACUCAAGUUUCAAUGGGUGGAACGCUACGAUAAGCUCCUCGUUGGUUCUGUGCUGUGUUUGGUGGGCAUUUUGACCCUUCUUUUUCACGAUCACGAUGAUGUAGGUUCCUCAGGAGUCCACGUGCACAGAAAACUAAAAAGUUUGCUGUAGGAGUUACUCUUCAGCCAGUGAAUCUGUUAAUGCAAAGAGAUACACAAACUUCCCCAUAUUCCAGACGCAGGGGUCGACUUUUCUGUAUGAGGUCUGAGGAUUCACCAUUUUCCAGUUGAGUAAUCUCGUUUUGCAACCAGCUCAUGAUGCUCUGGCAUGGUUAAAGCCAGCAUGGGGUUUAGGGCAGUUCAUUUUUGUUUAGAUUUGUGUUAAAACUUUCAAUAUAGCAACUACAAGAGGAUAUGUAUUUUAAAGGAUUUUCUUUUGAACCCUUUUCUUUGUAAAUGUUAAAAGUGUACAAUACUCGUUGGGGGAAUAAACCGUUCUCUUCUUAUAUAGUCUUUGACAAUCCUCAGCUUAUUGUAGAGG
Messenger RNA from Solanum lycopersicum (tomato), 1214 nucleotides. RefSeq lists its product as uncharacterized. NCBI's taxonomy places the organism in Eukaryota, Viridiplantae, Streptophyta, Magnoliopsida, Solanales, Solanaceae. The record is from RefSeq and is a predicted model, not a curated record.